GCUAACUACCAGAAAGGAAGUCCAUUUUUGGUGUCUACUAUUGCGUCAACCUGCAAACAACACGUAAUAAAACGGAACUUCUGUCCUUCGCACGAGAUAACAUCAAACGAAUUUACUGGAACAGAUUUCGUGGAAAAAUUUAGUGAUGAUUGUAAUCCACGACUUCGGUUAUUCUUGAAGAAAAGAAGAAAGAACGUGAUCAGUGCAUAGUACUUGCACGGAAUUAAAUUUAUAGGAUAAUAGAUAUAUGUGUUUAUCUACUAUUACGUUCAGCAUAAGGAGGAACUUGCUAGAGUUGUGAAUUUAUAUUAUGAUUAUUGGUUUUUUGAAACUUCUUCGGGAUAUAGAUACUGAGAAACGUUAAUUAUUAUUGUAUUACGAGAGUGUUUUGAAGGGUGACCAAAGGGCCGAUUAGUGAAGGGCACACGAGUGCGAUGAACACCGCAAGGGACGCGCAGAGUUCAGCGGCACUCGCCACUCAUCAAAGGUACCACCACCAACCUGUAGGACUGACUUUUGCAGAUCACGCACCCUGCUGGUACAUGCCGCCGACAGCACCAGCAAGACAAAAUAAAAGACCACCACCACUGCCUGGAGCCUCAUCCUUAGAUUGCUGUCCGCCGGGAAAUAUCAAGUCGGAUAUGCAUGCACCACCACCGAUUGUACCUCCUCAUAACAAUGUGUCUUCGUCCAUCCAUCAACAGCACCACCAGCCAAUUUUGACAGCACAACCGAAUCACCCGCCGCCUCCUUUAUCCCCAAAGUCGCCCGUCAACCAAUCUCAGAGUCAAUUCACAAUCGCCCCAAUUCAGCCGCAAAAAUUGUGUCUGAACAACGGCGGCCCUUCACACCUUAUGUCCACGUCGAUGGGUUCUCAGCAGCUCCUGGCAGCUUCUUCUAACAACUCAAGUCAAGUGAUGUCCACAUCGAUGAUCGGCGGAACAAGUGCCAUUCCAGCACAAUCAUUUGGUAUGGAUAGUGCGAGUAAAAAUUUAGUAAAUAAUAUACAUCAACCGGUGCCAGUGGUUCGUAUGCGGUCAUGGCAUGUAGCUGCUAACUACCCAGAAAGGAAGUCCAUUUUUGGUGUUCUACUAUUGCGUCAACCUGCAAACAACACGUAA
Messenger RNA from Ctenocephalides felis (cat flea), 1121 nucleotides. RefSeq lists its product as uncharacterized. The coding region runs from base 435 to 1121 and encodes 228 amino acids. The record is from RefSeq and is a predicted model, not a curated record. The transcript has 4 exons. Lineage: Eukaryota; Metazoa; Arthropoda; Insecta; Siphonaptera; Pulicidae.